This is a messenger RNA of Lytechinus variegatus (green sea urchin), 5167 nucleotides long. Its product is annotated as arrestin domain-containing protein 3-like. NCBI's taxonomy places the organism in Eukaryota, Metazoa, Echinodermata, Echinoidea, Temnopleuroida, Toxopneustidae. The coding region runs from base 800 to 2035 and encodes 411 amino acids. Gene Ontology annotation, biological process: protein transport. Gene Ontology annotation, cellular component: cytoplasm. The record is from RefSeq and is a predicted model, not a curated record. The transcript has 8 exons.
ACGAACGCUUACACUUCAUCAUCACGCACGCAUAAACACACACCCACAUAUGUACGGAGAGUGAAAAUAUACACACCGCUUAUAACACGCUGAAAGUGAAGGAAGGGCAAUAGACCUUAAAGGUUUUCUGCGUUGUUCCUGAACGGGACGGAGAGUAGGAGUAUUGGAGAGUAGGGGAAUUCUGCUUCUGGUGUGUAACUUGCUGACCUCGGAAAUCUGUUAGAUAAAUUUAAUGUCAGAGUGGGAGAAAUCUCUAGCUGAUUCUCGUCAACGGGCUACCCACUCACAGCUUGCUAGCUCAACAAACUUUGGAAAUAUCAAUCAUUAAAUGAAUUCCGAUCUGCACGAAAACUAGGUCGCCAUCGCAGUGUAUCUAAACCGAGACAAACAAGGAAUACAAAACCAGAGUAAGGGGUAUCGGGGGUAGAAAAUGAGAUAGAGCUGCGGGGAUACAUACACUGACGCAGGAAAAGUACAAACAUUGAGAAUAAGUCGACCCUAAAGAGAGACGUGAAAGUGUUUUGGUAGAGUGUGCUCUAUUAAAGGCAACCAUCAGAGACAUACAGGAAUUGCUACAUGAAUAUGUUACGAGAUCACCCGAUGCCUUUUACCACAGAGAGAUUGUAUUCUUCGCACACACCAGUAUAAGCGUACCCAUCCCAUUAAGCGAAACACAACUUCGAUAUCUUUAGUAGAUAACUUCCAGACGACACAGAAGUCAACAUCAUUUUACCUUUCGUCACGUUUCCCUCCAAUACACAUUGUGAUAUAGCAUACAGGGACGUAAGAGAACUGCACCAUGGGGAAACUAGUUGCAUUUCAGAUACAUUUUGAUCGGCAACAUGCCGUGUACUCAGCCGGGGAUCUCAUUACAGGAUACGUUCAAGUCGAUUUACAAGAUACCAAAUUUCUACGAGGUAUAUACAUGCAUUUUGUUGGUCGUGCGAUGGUCAACUGGACAGAGAUCGAGUCACGUGGCAAAUCAAAGGUCACCAUCCCAUACAUGGCGGGAGAAUGCUACUUCGACCAAAAUAUUCAAAUAUUUGGAAAAGAACCUAGUGAAGACAAUGACGACCACCAGAUUCCACUCGAAGCCGGUGAACAUCGAUUUCCUUUCCAGUUCCAGCUACCUGCCCGCGUCUUACCUUGUUCAUUUGAAGGAACCCUCGGGUACUCGCGGUUCUUUGCCCGUGCAGUCAUAGACAGACCUUGGAAGUUUGACCACGUUACGAAGAGGGCGUUCACCAUAUCCGGCGUAACGGUAGACUUGAAUAAGAUCCCCAGCGGCAUGAGCCCAGUAUACGCGGAAGAUGAGAAAAUAGUAUGUUGUUUGUGCUGCGCAACAGGGCCAAUCAGCGUUUCUGCGCAUACGGAUAAGAAAUGCUACGUCCCUGGAGAAGUUGUGUACAUUUCGGCGAACCUGGAAAACAAAAGUCGACGCAGUGUAUGCACGUUAGAAGCCGAAUUAAUUCAGUCCGUGAACUACGGUGCAAGGAGAGAAGGAGUGGGUGCACCUGGUUUCCGUACCACAUCACACGUAGUCAAAGCUAUACGGUCUGAGGGGUGUGGUUCCUAUUCAAGAGCCACAUGGGUGCAGAAACCACUCGUGAUACCACCUGUACCAGCCACGGGUUUAGAGGGGUGCAGCUUUAUCGAUAUCAAGUAUUAUAUUAAGUUUACAGCCGACGUAGCUACCACGCCCUUCGAUGUUGAUCUAAUGUUGGAGAUCACUGUGGGUACUGAACCGCUAGAGGGCAGCUUCUUCGGUCGGUCAAUGGACAACCAAAAUGAGACAGCCAUCGCAGAUAUUCAUAUUGACUUGGGAAAAUCAGUUGAAGACCUUCACACAUACGAGCAAUGUGCUCAUGGCGCCCAUGAAAUAAGAGAUGAAGAGGACAAUGAGUACGUGUACGGCGGACUGGGAUUCACCCCACUGUACAACUUCUACAAGACACCGACAUCGACACCAAUGCCUCCUCGACAUCAGUAUCUCGACGUCGUGACGUCAUCGCCAGAUAAAUCGACAUCCGUUUGACAUAUCGCAUGUAUUACGUCAAAGAGGACUUAAUUACUAUAUGCGUUCGGUGUGACUAUUUAAAACUCUGAAUGUGGAGACAGGGCUGAUAAAACGUCAUCACUUACGUCAUGAUACUGACAUAACAGGAUGAUGUGAAGUGUAUGGUAAUUGAUAAAGAUCAUCGUGCGAGUGACCAUAUUUCCAGUAUGGGUAUGAUACUGAGGACCUGAUGAGGUCCUGUGGUUGAACAAUAAUAUUGAUGAGUAUAAACACGGUAAAAAGACCAAUGCAAGGGUAUAAACAAAGUUGCAGGAGAGCGUUUGGGUUUCAGUGAUAACUACGAUAAGCUACUGAAUUGCUUACACCAGAUUUACUGGGAGAAAAUUUGUCUUUAAAACUAAUUGGCAAGACGUUUCAUGAAACAUCACUGAGGGAGGUAUUUCAUGGUGUAUUUUGAUGACUGUUAUAAGCUACUGAAACCCUUGCAUCUGAUUGGUGGACCUCAUUUUGACCUUGAAUUUCUACCUAAUUCUUACUCUUAGUACUUGAAGAGUUGGAACGCAAUUUCAGUGACAGCAAACGUCACAUACAUAUAUACAUGUCAGACCAAAGAAUGAUAUUUCAAUUAUAAAAAACACUCAUAUCUUUGACAAUUAUAGAAAUACGUGUUGUCAAUUAGAAUUCGUUUCAUGAUCGUUAAAGAAGUUGACUUAGUGGGUCAAGAAACUUCGAUAAACGGGUAUUAUUUUCAGAGUUCAUGAAAAGUCAACAAAGGCUAAUAAAAUUAAUUGAUUCAAAGCCGCGCCAUAUAAAUGGGUGUUGUUUUCAUUGUAAAUGACCUUGAAACUUAAGGAGCCUUUAAAGUGCAAUCGACUUGACGACUUGGCGAGAUACGUUGUCUUUCCAUGUCGACAUAAUAACCUUAUUAUGUCGACAUGGCGAGAUACGUUAUCUCGCCAAGUCGACUUAUAAAGGGUUAUAUGUCAGUUUGGCGAGAUAUUUGGACUCUCGCCGGGCCUUGGACACUUCAUAUCUUGCCAUGUCGACAUAUGCUAUAAGUCGACUUGGCAAGAUCAAAUACCUCGCUAUGUUGACAUAUAACGUUUUAUAAGUCAACGUGGCGAGAUAACGUAUCUCGCCACGUCGACAUAAUAAGAUUAUUAUGUCGGCAUGGCAAGAUAAAGUAUCUCGCCAAGUCGUCAAGUCGAUGGCACUUUAAAGGCUCUGCAGAAACUACCUUAGAAGGGUAUUAUGAUAAUACGGGGGUCAUGCAACAUUAAGGGAUACACUCUAUUUCCACACUGAAAAUGUUAAGUGCUUAUAGUAUUCCAUAUGCUUGCAUUAAAAUUCAAUAACUUUUAUGUAUAAAUACAUUCACCUCAUUUCCUGAUAACUAGACGCGAAUUUGAAUUCGUGAUUGAAAGAUACAACUUUCUCUGACAAGUCAAAAAAUGUGUUCAUUUUUAUCUUCUUAAAAUAAUUCAGAUCUUAGUUUGCGAGAAUGCAACAUGCUACCCCCCCCCUCCUCAAAAAGGGGGAUUGUUAAGUGAUAAGGAAUCGGAUACAAGACUAAAUCUAUAACUUGAUGAAUCCCUUGGCAAAUUAAUAAAGUGAUUUAUAUCAGUUUGAUGUACAAAUUUAUAAAUAAGAGAAAAAAAAUUAAAUAUUUAUCGAUGUAUAUGUGACUUAAUUUUGUAACUUUGAAAUAAUUCAUUACACUUUAAAACCAAUGAUAGUUACACUAGAAUGUGUAAGAGAAAAUUAUAAAACCAUAUCCACCUUGAAAUAUCAGUGUAGCUAGUUUAAUACUUUACAUUUAUUUCAUAUAACUGAAAUGAUGUUGGCUCAUUGUCGAGUAUGACUUGACGAAAAAAAGUGGAUAUAGGAAGAGCAUCAAAUCAGGCUGAUACGAUUAAGCUAUGGAGAUGAAGAUUUUGGUUUUCCAUAGGUAUUAUCGCCCUUGUUAAAGUCAUUAAUAAAACUGAAAAUUAUUGCUUAUUAAAAUGAUUGUCUACUCCGAAAUCUAUGAACCAUCAAAUUCCUUAACAUUACAUUAAACUGCGAAAUAUUGAUCAACCUUUUCAUGCUCGAUUUAUUUCAUCCCCAUGUUUACUAUUGAAAAUUCAAAAGCUUGCCACUAUUAUGUAGUACAGUGACAAAAUUAAGUAUAUUUCCGAUUGUGAUUUUGAAAAAUAUAUACAUGUACAUGUAUUUGUAAAACUGUUGUAAAUACACUUGAUAUGAUAUUCGAUAUGUUAUGUAUCCAUAUUUUUACGUUUCACCUUAUUAAAGAUAUAUUCAAAUUGUUUUGAUAUAUAUAUUUAUCCUUUAUUAAUCGUAUCUUGAUGGGGAUUGUAAAUUAUUUACUUCUUGGCCUAAAUAACAUCAACAUUUUAUGCACAUUUUGGGUAACUUGCCGAAUUAAUGCAGAACCCCUGUUCAUGAUCACACAAAUGGAGUUUUAGUGUUCGUAUAUUCAUUCAUGGUUAUAUGAAAAUAUGAAUUCAUGUCCAUUUUUAAAUGAAUGUGCAUUCAUAAAACAAAGAAACAGUAAGACAGGGGUAAAAAAAGAAAAGAAAGUUAAAAGGACAAUAAACGGGAUGAGGUAUAUGCACUUAACUGUAUUAUGCCUACUGAGAGGGGAAUAAUGGUAUAAUCACAGGUCACGAAAUUGAUUUUUUUACUGUGUCAUUUCCUUCUGAUUUAUAACCAAUUCUGCCGUAUAACCACAUCAUUUUAUAAAACAAAUAAUGCACAGGUUAAAGUUCGUGAUGUUAGUGGCGAUGCAGGCAUUUCUGGAAUCUACGUUGUUGUGCAAGUUUCCAGCUUUUGUCAUUGAAAAAUACACUCAAAUGUAAUACAUCACCAUUAGCAAACCCCGACCUGUGCAUUAUUUGUAUGAUUUCUAAGGUUUACACCCCAGUUGCAUAGCUUCCAAGUAAUCAUUAGAAUGUCAUCUUGGCGUACUUUCAGCACCUUGACGCAAAGUUGACGUAGAAUUUUAUCGUAACAAAUACCUUCUAUCGUGAUAAUAAUGGUACCUUGUAGAGUGAACUUUUUAGGUGGUUAAAAGUGCAUGGUUCCCCGAAUAACCCACACUUUUUAUGAAGCAAUAAAGAUAUGAUCAUGCUUAAUGAAUUUUCUUGUGUU